Pelagomonas calceolata is the source of this 1304-nucleotide messenger RNA. The record is from the annotation of a GenBank genome assembly. NCBI's taxonomy places the organism in Eukaryota, Pelagophyceae, Pelagomonadales, Pelagomonadaceae.
AUCGAAACUUUUGCAUUAACGCUGCACUGCGGGCCUCUGUCGCACGAACCGGUUAGCGCACGGCUGCAAGGACACUUCAGGGAAGGCCUUGCGCAAAAAUCGGAGCUCGAAACGCCUCACCUGGUGCCAAAUACAAAUUAGAGCUCGGCAGCCCAUUACAAAAAAAAACGCCUUCAAAGGCAACGAAGCAACCAUGGCCACGAUGGAGACGACCGACGCACCCCAGAUGAUCGAGCACAAGAACGUGUCCCUGACGUACACGCCCUACGAGACGCGCUGGGUGCCGUGCUCGGCGCGUUUCGUCUGUUGCGGGAUCACGCCGAAGGCCAAGGGCAAGCUCGAGGUUUAUGAACUCAAGCAGGGCAAGCUGGAGGUCGUUGCCGAGAAGAUCCACGGGAGCGGGUUCAAGUGCGGCACCUUCGGCGCUUCGUCUUUAUCCGAGAGGUCUAUAGCGACGGGCGACUACAAGGGCGGUUUGAACAUUUUUGAUCUGGAGCGACUCGACGUGCCAACCUUCAGCAUUCCGACGGCCCACUCCCAGAUCAUUAAUGGGAUUGACGGCGUUGGUGGAUUAGGUAUUGGCGGCGGCGCGCCCGAGCUCGUGACCGGCUCGCGAGACGGAUGUGUUAGAGUCUGGGAUCCUAGGGUGAAGGAAUCUGUCGUUUCGUUAGAACCGGUCGAGGGCCAACCAGUGAGGGACUGCUGGACGGUCGCCUUCGGCAACAGUGUUGGAGACGAGCGGUGUAUCGCAGCCGGCUACGACAACGGCGACGUCAAGCUCUUUGACCUGCGGACGAACUCCAUGCGCUGGGAGACGAACGCCUCGAACGGCGUGACCUGCGUCGAGUUCGACCGCAAGGACGUGGAGAUGAACAAGCUCGCGGUGUGCACGCUCGAGUCGCGGUUCCGCAUCUUCGACGUGCGGACGCAGCACGCGGAAGAGGGCUUCGCUCAUGUCGCCGAAAAAGCCCAUAAAGCCACCGUCUGGCUCGCUAGGUUCCUACCACAAAACAGAGAUGUGUGGAUGACCGGGGGCGGCAACGGCGGCUUCAACCUCUACACGUACCACUACCCGCCGAAGCGCCAGAUGCAGCACAAGGACGACUCGCCCUGCGGCGUGCCGGGCACGGUCGAGCUGCUGAAUUCCCGGGUCAUUUCCACGCAGCCGAUCGUGUCCUUCGACUGGUCGCCGGACAAGGAGGGAUUGGCCUGCCUCGCGUGCCUCGACCAGACGCUCCGCGUGUACAUCUGCACGAAGCUCGAGAAGUACUGAGUGCGCGGUGUUUCCUAAAAUUUUGCAUUUA